Fraxinus pennsylvanica is the source of this 459-nucleotide messenger RNA. The record is from the annotation of a GenBank genome assembly. NCBI's taxonomy places the organism in Eukaryota, Viridiplantae, Streptophyta, Magnoliopsida, Lamiales, Oleaceae.
AUGUUUGAUUUUGGUGAUGAGUUGAUAAUUGAUAGCUACAAAAUCCCAUGGAUAAUAUGGAUUCAGCUUCUUGUAACGAUUCUGUUUAUCAUCCUUCUGUUCGGAAUCAGCGUCUGCACUUCAGGCUCCGCGGCUUCCUCCGCCUCCACCAGCAUCUCCGCUUCAACGUCAACGGGCCGCGCCGCCAUUGCGCCACCACCACCCAAUCUCAACAACCCCAGUUCUUCUCAAAGAGCCAAGGAGGAGGAAAUCCAACGAGUCGAGGGGAAUGGAGAAGCAAGUGGAGGGAUGAUCAUAGAAGAUGACCAAGAUCGAAAUGAAUCUUCGUUGAAUGAUUCUAUACCAGCUCCAAGAGCCCAAGCAACGAAAAGCAUAGGAAACAAGACUGACGAACAUAUUUGCUGUUGUCCACUUAAAAUGAUGAUGAGAAGAUGGAGAAGUACAAAAUCCAGUUUUUAA